ACAUUUAGGGAUUCCCACACAAAUAUUCAUUUCUCGAGCGAAUAUCGUUGCGAAUCUCCCUCUUUGGCGACGGUAUUGUCAUUGUAAUUUACCCGUGUAAUUAAACUUAAAAGCCAUUGGAGUUCUAUUUUUCCUCCGCCCUCCCUCUCCUUUGGCAAACCCGAAGCUGAGUAGCAGAUAACAUGGCGUUCGAGAAGAUUAAGGUCUCCAAUCCCAUCGUUGAGAUGGAUGGUCUGUCCCGUUCCAACCUUCAAUUCUUCUGAGAUGAAAUGACAAGAAUUAUUUGGAAAUCCAUUAAAGAUAAGCUUAUUUUCCCAUUUUUGGAUUUGGAUAUCAAGUAUUUUGACCUUGGACUUCCCAAUCGUGAUGCCACUAAUGAUAAAGUCACCAUAGAAAGUGCUGAAGCCACUCUUAAAUAUAAUGUGGCAAUUAAGUGUGCAACUAUCACUCCAGAUGAAGAUCGGGUCAAAGAGUUUCACUUGAAAAGAAUGUGGAAGAGUCCAAAUGGGACUAUUCGUAACAUUUUAAAUGGUACCGUUUUUCGAGAACCAAUUAUCUGCAAAAACAUUCCACGUCUUGUCUCAGGUUGGACAAAGCCGAUCUGCAUUGGAAGGCAUGCAUUUGGUGACCAAUACCGAGCAACUGAUACAACUAUACAAGGACCAGGAAAACUUAAGCUGGUAUUUGUACCAGAUGGAUGUGGUGAGAAGACAGAAUUUGAGGUUUUCAAUUUCACUGGGGCUGGAGGUGUAGCAUUGUCUAUGUAUAACACUGAUGAGUCCAUUCGUGCAUUUGCUGAGGCUUCAAUGAAUACUGCUUACCAAAAGAAGUGGCCACUUUAUCUUAGCACAAAAAAUACUAUUCUCAAAAAAUAUGAUGGAAGAUUCAAGGACAUCUUUCAGGAAGUUUAUGAAAGUCAAUGGAAAUCCAAGUUUGAGGCUGCAGGGAUAUGGUAUGAACAUCGUCUAAUAGAUGAUAUGGUUGCCUAUGCCCUCAAAAGUGAAGGAGGUUAUGUAUGGGCAUGCAAAAAUUAUGAUGGGGAUGUUCAGAGUGAUUUCUUAGCCCAAGGAUUUGGGUCUCUUGGGUUGAUGACUUCUGUACUGGUGUGUCCUGAUGGAAGAACUAUUGAAGCAGAAGCUGCCCAUGGCACAGUUACUCGUCAUUAUAGGGUUCAUCAGAAAGGAGGUGAAACCAGCACGAACAGCAUCGCAUCAAUUUUUGCUUGGUCACGAGGUCUUGCACACAGGGCAAAGUUGGAUAGAAAUGCCAGACUUUUGGACUUUACUGACAAACUGGAAAAAGCCUGUGUUGGAGCUGUUGAAUCAGGGAAGAUGACCAAGGAUCUUGCACUACUUAUCCAUGGGCCUAAGGUCACGAGGGAUCAAUAUCUGAAUACGGAGGAGUUCAUUGAUGCUGUGGCUGAGGAACUGAUAGCAAGAUUAUCUGCCAAAGCAAAGUUGUAAUUUUAGGUCUCUAACCUGGCCAGAUGCUUUCUGAUAAUGUCUGAUGCAUUUGUUUCACUUCAUAUAUGGUAUAACUUCUAUAAUUUUCAGUUUUCA
Manihot esculenta (cassava) is the source of this 1559-nucleotide messenger RNA. Its product is annotated as isocitrate dehydrogenase [NADP]. The transcript has 15 exons. Gene Ontology annotation, molecular function: NAD binding; magnesium ion binding; isocitrate dehydrogenase (NADP+) activity. The record is from RefSeq and is a predicted model, not a curated record. Lineage: Eukaryota; Viridiplantae; Streptophyta; Magnoliopsida; Malpighiales; Euphorbiaceae. Gene Ontology annotation, biological process: isocitrate metabolic process. Gene Ontology annotation, cellular component: mitochondrion. Bases 270 to 1463 code for a protein of 397 amino acids.